AUCUCCAAAACCUGUGUUAAUCGGCGUUUAUUCCUAAACCCUAUUCUCUCCACAUUCAUUUUCGCCAUAGGGAUGGCUGAACGAAUCAGACGUAACUCAUUUCCGGGUUGUAGGGUAAUGGCUAGAAAGGCUCCAGCUUUUGUCAGAAUUGACUUUUCGAAAGCAGGUUUAGGAGAAUUUACGCAGCAGGUUAGGAGAAUAAACGCAGCAGGUUAGGAGAAUAAACGUGACAGGCUAUGGGAAUUAGGUUAAGGUUAGGAAAAUAGUUCGUUUUUUGCAUUUCAGCUAACCCUAUCUGCCUUUGACCUAAAUUGGACAAAAACUGGAUCCCAUCUAGACAAGACCGAAAAUAAAAUAUUCGGCAAGUCAUUUUAUCUCAUCUGGAAGGUAAAACGAAAUCCUACUUAAUGCUAUAAAUGUAAGGUUUGUUUAUGUAUAUGAAAUUCGACGUAGGCCUAGUAUCUCUAUAAAUAUAACGUUCCAAUCUGUUUCUUUAUAUGAAAAACGACGUUACCAGAUGACCAUGUCGCGGUUGGAUACUGUAGCCAGCUAUGGGCUAGAGUGAUCCUACAGUAACUAUGUCCUGCGACAACCAGCAAGGAGACCAGUCGGCCUUGAAGGAGAGAAUAUGUACCUUUUUAAAGGUGAAGAAACAAGGAUCCACUGCCCUCCAGAUAGCUAAGGCUGUUGGACUAAUGAAGGCCAAGGAUGUAAACAGUGUCCUGUACACUUUAAACAGAGCUGGACUUCUUGAUGUAAUACCAGACAAACCACCAGUCUGGUCUGUGAGUGUUCCAGAUUCAGAUCGGGUGCCUAGUCCUUCUGAGACCCCUGGAUUCACAGUGGGCGAACUGAGGAGGGUGCUGAUGUCAAAGAGGGAUGGAAGAGGGAUGAGUGCGCCACAAAUUGCCAGAGAAUUGGGCCAAUCACAAAAAUUAGUAACUAUGUCCUGCGACAACCGGCAAGGAGACCAGUUGGACUUGAAGGAGAGAAUAUGUACCUUUUUAAAGGUGAAGAAACAAGGAUCCACUGCCCUCCAGAUAGCUAAGGCUGUUGGACUAAUGAAGGCCAAGGAUGUAAACAGUGUCCUGUACGCUUUAAACAAAGCUGGACUUCUUUAUGCAACCACAGACAAACCACCAGUCUGGUCUGUGGAGAAACCAGGGGCGGCGUCAGUCUCUGUGAGUGUUCCAGAGUCAGAUCGGGUGCCUAGUCCUUCUGAGACCCCUGGCAACACAUUGGAGGAACUGAGAAGGGUGCUGACGUCAAAGAGUGAUGGAAGAGCGAUGAGUGCGCAAGAAAUUGCCAGAAAAUUGGGCCAAACACGAAAAUGUGUGAAUAAGCAUCUUUAUGACCUGCAAAGUAGCGGCAAGGCAGAAAAGUUGGGAGAGAAAGUGUGGAAAAUGAAGAAUGAAGCAAGCUGUGGAGUAGAGCUUAUUAAAUACCAGAGUUAUGAUCAAGAUAUUUCCAUAACACCAAGUAGACCGCUCUUUAUUACGUCAAAGUGUUCCUAGAUGACCCAGAGGACUACCUGACCCAGAGGACUACCUGACCCAGAGGACUACGAUCCCAUUCUCCCCUGAAGAAAUUGAGAAAAAUGCAUAUUACCUCACAAGCUACCCUCACUAUUAAAACACUCACCAUAGUCUACCCUCACUAUUAAAACACUCACCAUAGUCUACCCUCACUAUUAAAACACUCACCAUAGUCUACCCUCACUAUUAAAACACUUACCAUAGUCUACCCUCACAACCCAUAUUGGAUGGAAACACGUACGCUGUGCAGAAUAUGGGGUAAGACCAGAGGAGAACGACUGCCCCCUCAAGGCCGACCAUGGUACUGCAGGCAUUUAUAGCAUUUAAACAGGAUCCCAAUUAUAGUGAAUGGAAAAAUGGCAAUCUGUGUGGAAAACCUUGAAAAAAAACAUUUAUAAUUCAAAGACAAUUAUGUUUACCAAUAGUUGCUUCUAAUACACCAGAUGUCCUUGAACAGAUUUAUUUUAAAAUCACACACAGAAGAAGUUAUAUGGAUAGUUCAGUUGCUAAUGGCAGCCUGCAGUACCUCGGUCGGCCUUCAACAUGAGUUACUCAAUGAGAGGGGGCAGCACUGAGCCAGCCUACAACGUCACUUCCAGGAGUAGCUCAAAGUGCUCGUGAUGAAUCCAUGAGACGCAAUCUUAACCGGUUUCAAUGCGCCAUUGAGUUUUCACAUAGGAAUGAAUGGUGUCACGUGAUCAAUGGCUUUGUCCAUUCAUAUACACAGUCAUUGGCUAAGACAUUACUGUCCCCAUUCUGUUCCCCCUAAACGUGAAUAGUGUGUAUCCAUCCCUCUUACCUUGUGUGUCUUCUGUAUGCUAUAGUUGAUGCUCAUUAGCAACUAUCAGCUGUUCAUUUACAUGUCGUAAUUAUGAUCCUUUCUCUUACAGAGAAGCAAAUCGUGAAGUGAAAGCACUGGCUACCUUGGAACAUUCUAACAUUGUUCGCUACUAUACGACUUGGCCUGAGGAUGCCAAUUGGGUCGAUGGGGGCUACAGCACAGAGUUA
Oncorhynchus kisutch (coho salmon) is the source of this 2543-nucleotide messenger RNA. RefSeq names its product double-stranded RNA-specific adenosine deaminase-like. The coding region runs from base 579 to 1514 and encodes 311 amino acids. Lineage: Eukaryota; Metazoa; Chordata; Actinopteri; Salmoniformes; Salmonidae. Gene Ontology annotation, biological process: positive regulation of type I interferon-mediated signaling pathway. The record is from RefSeq and is a predicted model, not a curated record. Gene Ontology annotation, molecular function: double-stranded RNA adenosine deaminase activity; RNA binding; DNA binding. The transcript has 4 exons.